This is a messenger RNA of Psammomys obesus (fat sand rat), 2910 nucleotides long. It is a transcript of the gene Mboat1, whose product is annotated as membrane bound O-acyltransferase domain containing 1. Bases 136 to 1632 code for a protein of 498 amino acids. Gene Ontology annotation, molecular function: acyltransferase activity. The record is from RefSeq and is a predicted model, not a curated record. Gene Ontology annotation, biological process: lipid modification. The transcript has 13 exons. Gene Ontology annotation, cellular component: membrane. NCBI's taxonomy places the organism in Eukaryota, Metazoa, Chordata, Mammalia, Rodentia, Muridae.
CCUCCUAGGCGCGGGGGCCCCCGCAGCGCCAGGUCCGCGCCCUGGAGUCGGUGCCCGGUUCCCGCUCGGUCCUCGCGAGCCUUCGAGGUGGCCAGCGUGCAGCGUCCGGGCGACAGAGCACCCCGAAGAUGCAGGAUGGCAGCGCAGCCGCCCGCCAGCCUCUCCUACCGCACCACGGGCUCCACCUGCCUGCACCCGCUCAGCCAGCUCCUUGGCAUCCCGCUAGAUCAGGUUAACUUUGUGGCUUGCCAGCUUUUCGCCUUGUCCACUGCUUUCUGGUUCAGAAUCUACCUACACCCUGGUAAAGCCAACCCCGAGGUCCGGCACAUGUUGGCCACCAUUUUGGGCAUUUAUUUUGUUAUGUUUUGUUUUGGCUGGUAUUCUGUACAUCUCUUUGUGAUGGUGUUGAUGGGUUAUGGGGUCAUGGUCACUGCAAGUGUCUCCAGCAUUCACAGGUAUUCCUUUUUGGUAGCGAUGGGCUACCUUACAUUAUGCCACAUCAGCCGGAUAUACAUCUUCCACUACGGAAUUCUCACUACAGAUUUCUCUGGGCCUCUGAUGAUCGUCACGCAGAAGAUCACAACCUUAGCUUUCCAAGUUCACGAUGGAUUAGGUCGAAAAGCUGAAGAUCUUUCCGCCGAGCAACUCCGACUUGCUGUGAAAGUGAAGCCCUCGCUUUUGGAAUACUUAAGCUACCAUCUCAACUUCAUGAGUGUCAUAGCUGGCCCUUGUAACAACUUCAAGGACUAUGUGGCCUUCAUUGAAGGGAGACACAUACAUACAAAGCUGCUGGAAGUGAACUGGAAGCAACGAGAUUUCCAUAGUUUGCCCGAACCUUCUCCCAAUGGAGCUGUGAUACAGAAGUUGUGCAUGACCUUGAUGUCUCUCCUGUUGUUUUUGACACUCUCUAAGUCCUUUCCUGUCACCUUCCUUAUUGAUGACUGGUUUGUACAUAAGGCCAACUUUCUGAGUCGUCUCUGGUACUUAUAUGUCGUCAUGCAAGCCGCAAAGCCCAAGUAUUACUUUGCGUGGACAUUAGCGGACGCGGUGCACAAUGCAGCUGGCUUUGGGUUCAGUGGCGUGGAUGCAGAUGGGAACUCCCGUUGGGAUCUCUUGUCUAACCUGAACAUCUGGAAGAUUGAGACUGCCACGAGUUUCAAAAUGUACUUAGAAAACUGGAAUAUUCAGACAUCUACUUGGCUGAAAUGUGUGUGCUAUGAGCGGGUGCCCUGGUACCCUACCGUGCUCACCUUCGUCCUCUCUGCUCUGUGGCAUGGCAUCUACCCCGGAUACUACUUCACAUUCUUAACUGGAGUCCCCGUCACAUUGGCAGCUAGAGCGGUGAGGAACAACUACAGACAUCACUUCCUUUCUUCCAAGGCUCAAAAGGUUGCUUAUGACAUUGUUACCUGGGCUGCCACUCAGUUGGCUGUCUCUUACACGGCAGCGCCCUUUGUCAUGUUGGCAGUAGAGCCAACCAUCAGUUUAUACAAGUCCAUGUUCUUUUUCUUACACAUUAUAUGCCUGCUGAUCAUUCUUCUUCUGCCAAUCAAACCACGCCAGCCUCAGAGGCCAUCCAAAUGUAAAGCUCAAAUGUGCAGUCCAAAUUCUGUAAAGAAGAAGGCAGACUGAUACCCACGGAAAGAAGCUGAACUACAGACUUGUGGGACAUUGGGAAGAUGCAAUGGGCAGGCUCCAGGCUUCUCUGGUGACUUAAUGGAGAUGUUUACAAUUGCAUUUUUUUUUUUUUUCACUGCAGGGAAUAUUUUUAUAAAUUCUUUUUUUUUUUUUUGUGCAGUUAAGUCACCAUGUCUAGCUUCAUCUUUAUAUUUUACAGGGCCUUUCAGUGACACAUUGUAGAGAACAGGCCAUUGGGUCGGCUCUUCUGAAAUCAGUCCCACCUACCGAAAUCUGGAAGCAUGGAUCUGGGCAGCGCCUCCUGCACUUAGGAGGUGUCUGCCGAGAUGACUUGUUCUAGAUUUUUGAGAUCUGAACAUUCCCAGGCAUGAUUUUUCUCUUGACAACUCCAGACCCUUGGAUGUGUGACUUAAACCAGGUUGCAGACACAAAUCCUAUGCUCUGAAGCCCUUGCAGGGGGAAAAAAGUGAUUGUGGAGGGAGGUUUUCAGGGUGUAGGAAAAAAAAACAAAAAACAAAAACAAACAAACAACAAAACUCCACAAACUGGGAAGAUUAACCCUGAAUGCUUGAAUGGAUCUUUGUGCCCUCAAACAGACUGCAUUACCCUCCUCCCAAGAACGUACUGUUUCCUUUUUCCUCCUGAAUUGAGCCAAAAUUGGAGAUCAGAAUGUCUCCUGCCUGCAUGCCCCAGGAGCUGGGGAGAGAGUAGGGGAUAUUGGGGAGGAUGUUGGGGCUACUGCUUUCCAUUUCAUCUGCUUCCAUAGGCUUGACCUGUGUUGACCCUGAGAAGGUACCCAGAUACUUUGACACUGUCAAAGGUGGCUGAUACCUUUUCAAAAAAUGAUUGCUUUCAAUAUAUUUGGAGAGGCUCUCUGUCCCCCUGCAUAUUGUGGAAGUGUCAAUGAUCAUGGCCAAUGUGUAGACACAAGCUGACUUUUGUAAUGGAUUAAAUCCAGCUUUAUUUUAGGUGAACUGUUAUGUUGGGAAGCUGCAAAUGAAGAACAGUACUCCACUGUGUCUUCAUGAUAAAUGUGCUGUGGCUCCCUAGGGAGAUUUCUACUGGGAAAAAUAGUCUAUGUGAAAGAAGGAGAGAUAAUAUUUAAAAUGUAGAAAAUAAUAAUAAUGAUGAUAAAUAAUAAUAAUAAAAUAUAUGCUUCUGUGAUGUGCCCUCAAUCAAAUGGCCUGGGAGGUGAACAUUUGUUCUGAUCAGAUGAUUUAAAAAAUUAGUUUCUCAAUGAAUAAAUAAUAUAUUUAUAUUUUAGGAAAAUGA